AGCAUUUCCUCUUUAGGGCGAGAAGAGGGCUGAGCGCGCCGGGGGUUUGAAGGGAAGCGCUCUGCCUACUGCAGGGAGGUGACACCGGCGAGGCCUAACGUUACCCACAAACCCCCGCAAGUCCAGACUGGGGGACCUUGGAGAUCCACGAGAUUUCCAGAGAAGGAAACUGAGGCCCAAGGAGCUGUAUGACUUAACCAAGGUCACGAAGUAGAACCCGGGAUUGGAGCCCGGGACGUUGAAAUGAAGGUGUCUUGCAUGGCAGCUCCGAGGCAGCGCAGAGGCGCGGGAAGGCAGACCACCCCCAGCCUCGGGCUGCGGCCUCGCCCUCCUAGUGGUGCCUCCCGCUCUCCAUUCCUCUGCUCCCGUUUCUUCCUCUGGCCCUUGGCCCGCGGGACAGAGCAGCCCUGGAUUGGGAGGCUCCUCCGGUCUCAGGCUCAGGUGCAGAAGCAAAGCCCCUAACUGGAAGGCCCAAAGGCGGGCCCGUGUGGAAGCUCUGCCGGGGGCUGAGGCCAGCCUGGGUUGGGGGGUCCCUCCUUGCAGUAGGCAGCCUGUCAGUGGAUGUCUCCGCCUUAGGGAAAUUGGAGGUGGAACCGUCUAGUCUUGAAGAUCAACGGAGCGUGAAGAGAGGAGCUUGCAGCUUGAGCACUGCAGAUAGGAGCGCGUCCCUUGCUCCCGCCAGGCAGCCCCUCAGUAGGGCGGCGCCGCCGUAUGCUGCUGUGCCUCGGAAUCCGCGCAAGGUGAGCCGCUCUUCUUCAGCGGCAGCGCCACCUGGCGGCCGUGGUGCCUUGGUAUGGGAGGCACUGGGCCUGGACUGGGCGCUGAGCUCACGCGGGCUGCAGGCGUCUGCAGAGCCUUGCACCGAGUUUCCCCGCGACGGAGGGUGGGAGGAGUCCCCGGCGGGAAGGUGAUCCCUAGGGGGCCGGGGAGGGGCCCUGGGGAGGAGCCUGGUCUGGGGACGCCCGACUUCCGUGACACAAAAGACAAAGUCCAUUUGGAUGGAAGUAGGAGUCGGGCGAGACAGGCCAUUUUCACUCUGUAGUCAAAGGAAAUGACUGGUCUGACGCGGUCUAGGAGCGGGGCACCCAGGGCCUAAGGACAACUCUGGGGCCAUGACAUCCAUGAUUCUCACAAAGGACCCUAAGAUUUCUAUGCUGUGAGCAACUGGACCUGUUCUGAGACCUUUGCCUUAGAGGAUGGCCAAGGGGCUCCUGGUGACCUAUGCCCUUUGGGCUGUGGGGGGCCCUGCUGGGCUCCACCACCUAUACCUAGGAAGGGACAGCCAUGCCCUGCUCUGGAUGCUGACCCUGGGGGGCGGUGGGCUGGGCUGGCUUUUGGAGUUCUGGAAGCUCCCAAGCUUUGUAGCUCAGGCCAACAGAGCCCAGGGACAGAGGCAGAGCCCCCGAGGGGUGACACCCCCUCUAAGUCCCAUUCGAUUUGCCGCCCAGGUGAUAGUUGGCAUCUAUUUUGGCCUUGUGGCACUGAUUAGCCUUUCUUCCAUGGUCAACUUCUAUAUCGUGGCCCUCCCACUGGCAGUUGGCUUAGGAGUCUUGCUGGUGGCUGCUGUUGGCAACCAGACCUCAGACUUUAAGAAUACUCUUGGGGCAGCAUUUCUCACUUCCCCUAUCUUCUAUGGCCGCCCCAUAGCUAUCCUGCCCAUCAGUGUGGCCGCCAGCAUUAUAGCUCAGAAGCAUCGCCGCUACAAAGCAUCAGUGGCAUCAGAGCCACUCAGUGUGAGGCUCUACCGGUUAGGCUUGGCUUACCUCGCUUUCACGGGCCCACUGGCAUACAGUGCCCUCUGCAACACAGCUGCCACCCUCAACUAUGUGGCAGAAACCUUUGGCUCCCUCUUGAACUGGUUCAACUUCUUCCCCCUUCUUGGCCACCUUAUGGAGCUUUUCCUCCUUCUGCCUUACCGGAUUUGGAGGCUGCUGAUGGGGGAUCCUGGCUUCAACAGCAGCUACUUCCAGGAGUGGGAGAAGCUCUAUGAGUUUGUUCAGAGUUUUCAGGAUGAGAAGCGUCAACUGGCUUAUCAGGUUUUGGGCCUCCCAGAAGGGGCAACAAAUGAAGAAAUACAUCAGAGUUAUCGGGAGCUAGUGAAGGUCUGGCACCCAGACCACAACCUGGACCAGACAGACGAGGCACAGAGGCACUUCCUGGAGAUCCAGGCUGCAUAUGAAGUACUGAGUCAACCCAGGAAGCACAGGGGAUCCUGGAGGUGAGAAGAAACUUCCCCCUGAGGAUGGACUUCCUAGCAGAGCUUGGCAACUUGUCCCAAAUCUAGCUUUGCCCACAAAUGGCAUCCCAACAGCAUUAAAGAAACUGCUUGGUGGCUCAUGCCUGUAAUCCUGGCACUUUGGGAGGCUGAGGCGGGCAGAUCACCUGAGGUCAGGAGUUCAAGACCAGCCUGACCAACAUGGAGAAACCCUGUCUCUACUAAAAUACAAAAAAUUAGCCACGUGUGCUUGUGCACACCUGUAAUCCCAGCUUCUGGGAAGGCUGAGACAGGAGAAUGGCUUGAACCUGUUAGGUGGAGGUUGCAGUGAGCCAAGAUCGUGCCAUUGCAGUCCAGCCUGGGCAACAAGAGCGAAACUCCAUCUC
Saimiri boliviensis boliviensis (Bolivian squirrel monkey) is the source of this 2601-nucleotide messenger RNA. It is a transcript of the gene DNAJC22, whose product is annotated as DnaJ heat shock protein family (Hsp40) member C22. Lineage: Eukaryota; Metazoa; Chordata; Mammalia; Primates; Cebidae. Gene Ontology annotation, cellular component: membrane. The record is from RefSeq and is a predicted model, not a curated record.